Molecule: messenger RNA, 1394 nt
Organism: Paramacrobiotus metropolitanus
Lineage: Eukaryota; Metazoa; Tardigrada; Eutardigrada; Parachela; Macrobiotidae
Exons: 6
Coding region: 169-1098 (309 amino acids)
Source: RefSeq, a predicted model, not a curated record
GGUACGCCGGUCCUACUAUGCUUAAAUUUUACUGUGUUGUCAUCUGACUUGCCACUAUAUUGUACAUUAAAGGCUUGAGCCACCUGAUACAGUAGCAAUAUACAAUACAUAAUGGUGUAAUAUCAUUGACACAAUUUCCUUUUCCGGUGCUUGAAAUGAACAGCUGUGAUGGGUGAUGGUGAUGAUUUUUCGCAUUUGUGGUAUAUUUGGUGCAAAUUCAUGUUCCCUUACAAACCGCCGUCCAAAGGCAUCUAUCCAUAUUAUCCAGGGUGUCAUGUGCGGAAUUUUACUAUCCAGUUUUUUUGUUACACUGCUCUUCAGCAUGAGUUGACCGUUAACACCUUUAUAACCGGCUUUUAUUGCGACGAAUUUGAGUGUGUUAUCUCUCGUGCACCUGGACCUCCGGGAUCUGGUGAUAAUGGGGAUCUUCUGAAUCCAUAUAAGUGCUGCAAGACACCGAAAGGUUAUUAUAUCGACUACACCGCCUGCUAUUAUCAGCCGACGCACGACCAAUACGGGGAAUUUUAUGAUGCGUCGUCGCGGCAUUUUCUUGUCUUCUGUGCCACGGGUUACGUCAUGACCGGCUUGAGUCGUAAAGUGAAUCCGUGGAAGACGCCAGAUUCCGACAUCGACUGGCUGCAAUGUUGUCGUGUGGCGUACGGCAUUAAGCCCCCUCAACCACCCCCACAAGCGAAUAACCAAUCAGUUUACUCCACUCCGACCAUUGAGAUGCCGACGGCCUACGAAUAUCCGCCGCGACGGCGUUCCAACCAAAUGGCCCACUCACGAUUUCCCGCUGAUGCUCGUUCGGGAGGUCUGUCGAUGAAUCUGGAAAUGACCACAAAUUCCCAUUUUCAGCCGGGCGAGAACACACAUCCAUGGAUGUAUAAUGAACUGCCCAUUGCCGGCGAGGAUGACCACCGAGAUAUUGUAACCUUUAGUAGCGAUGCUGCUGAUGCUGUUGAUAAUCCUCACACAUCGGACGACCAUUAUCUGGAGCAGUUAAGGAAUUUUUUUGCGCCAAGAUCAGGAGGUGAUAAUAACCCUGCUCAACCGUUGAUUCUUUCUGAUGACAUACCCCGCAUUCAGUCGGUGUAGGCAGCAGUCGGUGGCCAGUGAGUUUGUUUUUGUUUGUGUGUUUUGCAGAUCUUAAUGCAAUUAAUGCGCAUUCUUUACCGAGGCAGUAUUUGAAUUUGUUGAUUUCUAAAUGCGAUAUUGAUUACAGCUAAAUGUAAUGAGGGUGUUGAUUAAAUGUAUAGGAAUUACAUUUGUCCUACUGGAUGCCGUAUGGCAGUUAUGAUUUUGAACUUUCAUGGAGCUCAUUUUGUCGGCUCGGGGAUGAAUUGUUUUCUAGCGGACCAAGCCGAGCAAAUGACGAUAAAAGCUCAACCUGA